This is a messenger RNA of Colletotrichum scovillei, 380 nucleotides long. RefSeq lists its product as uncharacterized. Lineage: Eukaryota; Fungi; Ascomycota; Sordariomycetes; Glomerellales; Glomerellaceae. The transcript has 3 exons. The record is from RefSeq and is a predicted model, not a curated record. The coding region runs from base 93 to 380 and encodes 95 amino acids.
UUCAGGUAUUAAAGCCGUCAAGGAUCGCUUUGAAAUAAUACCUCUGUGUCUUGGAGAGUUUAUCGUACAUCUUCUGACCUAUCUUGCCUGCAAUGCACUUCUCUAAGGUUGCCCUCCUUUCCGCGCCUCUGAUGGCCAUGGCUAGCCCUGUCGCCUUGGAAACAAGACAGGACAACACUUGCUGCUAUCAAACCGAGGAUGUGAACGCCCUCGUCUUUGUGACCAAAGGCCAGUCAUCUCAGACUCUUGAUACGCUUAACUGGUGUUAUCUCCAGGUUGACCGUGACGCGACUGAUCCAGACAACUGCGAGAAGGCGACGCGAUCGUACUGGGCUGGGUACUGUCCCUCGGAUGGCACAAAGGUUAUCCCGUGCCCCUAG